Cheilinus undulatus (humphead wrasse) is the source of this 1515-nucleotide messenger RNA. RefSeq names its product tachykinin receptor 2 (gene tacr2). The record is from RefSeq and is a predicted model, not a curated record. Gene Ontology annotation, cellular component: plasma membrane; sperm midpiece. Gene Ontology annotation, biological process: positive regulation of flagellated sperm motility; G protein-coupled receptor signaling pathway. Bases 53 to 1309 code for a protein of 418 amino acids. Gene Ontology annotation, molecular function: substance K receptor activity. NCBI's taxonomy places the organism in Eukaryota, Metazoa, Chordata, Actinopteri, Labriformes, Labridae. The transcript has 8 exons.
GGUGUGGAAACUAACAGGUCGCCUGCAGAAUCAGAGAGCCCGGGAAAAGAAGAUGGACGCAGAGAGUCUUAUUCAGCACAUUGAACGAGACGCGGAGCCCACUCUGUGGCCGCUUUUAGAGACCACUGACUGGCCUGAGGAUGGAAACGACUCGUUUGGGAAUCAGUUCCAGCAGCCGGACUGGCAGGUGGCUCUGUGGGCUAUAGCAUACUCCCUCAUCAUCCUGGUCUCCAUCACAGGGAAUGUCACAGUGAUCUGGAUUAUUCUGGCUCACAGACGCAUGAGGACUGUCACCAACUACUUCAUCGUCAACCUAGCCUUCUCAGAUGUAUCCAUGGCAACCUUCAAUACCUUGUUCAACUUUGUCUACGCCCUUCACAAUGACUGGUACUUUGGUCUAGGCUACUGCAGGUUUCAGAACUUCUUCCCCAUCACGGCUAUGUUUUCAUCCAUAUACUCCAUGGCUGCCAUCGCAGUGGACAGGUACAUGGCGAUCAUCCACCCACUGAAGCCCCGCCUCUCCUCCACAUCCACAAAGGUUGUGAUUGCUGUGAUCUGGAUUGUGGCGAUUUUACUGGCUUUCCCUCAGUGCUACUACAGUGUGACCAGGUUUUACUACCCCAGGACUGUGUGCAUGGUGGACUGGCCUGAUGACUAUGGAGGAACACAUCAACUAAGUUACCAGUAUGCUGUGAUUUUACUGAUCUACUUGCUCCCUCUGCUGGUGAUGUUGGUGACCUACAGUGUAGUCGGCCGCACGCUGUGGGGCGGACACAUCCCUGGAGAGGCGACAGACCAUUAUCACAGCCAGAUAACAGCCAAGAGAAAAGUGGUGAAGAUGAUGGUUGUCGUUGUGGUGACUUUUGCCCUGUGCUGGUUGCCCUAUCACAUCUACUUCAUACUGGGAUCCUUUAACAGAGAUAUUUAUAAACAACAUUACAUUCAACAGGUGUAUCUGGCCAUAUUCUGGUUGGCGAUGAGUUCAACAAUGUACAACCCCAUCAUCUACUGCUGUCUAAACCAAAGGUUUCGUGCUGGUUUUCGUCAUGCAUUUUCUUGGUGUCCCUUCAUCCAAGUGUCAGAAGAGGACAAGAUGGAGCUGCAGCACACGCACACCUUCAGAGUGACCAUGACACGCAGCCAUCGGAAUGACAACGCACACGCCUCAAUCAAAACACACAACACCUUCGACACUGAAAGAGAGAGAGAUGUCUGCAUGCAGACAGCGAGAAGAAACAGCUCAAACAAUGUGCAUGCAGGGAGGAGGUCAGACCAUACAAGAUCUGCAUCUAACAAGUACAACCACUGACUGCUGAUGAGAGGAAGCAUGGUUUCUGUAACGCUGCAACAGAGUUCACAAUGGAAAGACUGAUGAGGAGACCGAGGAGAACGUUUCCUGUGUCCACCAGAGUUUCACAGCUGUGGUGACCUUCAAUGUGGAAAGUUGUUGGUAUGGGAGCCCUAAACAGACAUGCAUCCUUACAUUUUAUUUACAGUUGUUUUCUUAAGAUCUCA